Messenger RNA from Alexandromys fortis (reed vole), 2195 nucleotides. RefSeq names its product epithelial mitogen (gene Epgn). Gene Ontology annotation, molecular function: growth factor activity; epidermal growth factor receptor binding. Bases 7 to 546 code for a protein of 179 amino acids. Lineage: Eukaryota; Metazoa; Chordata; Mammalia; Rodentia; Cricetidae. The record is from RefSeq and is a predicted model, not a curated record. Gene Ontology annotation, biological process: positive regulation of mitotic nuclear division; epidermal growth factor receptor signaling pathway; positive regulation of cell population proliferation. The transcript is spliced from 5 exons.
AGACUCAUGGAGCGCAAUAAAAACCCUCCGCCCUUCAGUCUAGAAGGACCAGGGAGAGAAGUUCAGCAGCUACAGAAUAUGGCUCUGGGGGUUGCAAUGGUAGUCUGCCUCCUGUUCAAAGCCAUGGCGGCCGCACUGACGGAAGAAGAAGCUGAGGUGCGCAUGGCACCUCCUACCCCAGCACCGCAGAGCAACCGGACAGUUAACGACACAGAAGCUGACUACAUAGAAGAACCUGUAGCUUUGAAGUUCUCCCACCCUUGUCUGGAAGACCACAACAGCUACUGCAUUAACGGAAUGUGCGCCUUCCACCACGAGCUGGAGAGAGCCAUUUGCAGGUGCUUUACCGGUUAUACGGGAGAAAGAUGUGAGCAUUUGACCUUAACUUCGUAUGCUGUGGAUUCUUAUGAGAAAUACAUUGCAAUCGGGAUUGGCGUUGGAUUACUAAUUAGUGCUCUCCUUGCUGUCUUAUAUUGCUAUGUAAGAAAAAGAUGCUUAAAUCUGAAAUCACCGUACAUCAUUUGCUCUGGAGGGAGACCACUGUGAGACCUUGCAAGGCAUAUUCUUCAAGUCAUUUGUCAAAAGCAAUGGGGACUCGGAUGGAGAUCUUCAGAUGAUACAGAACGUGACAAACUAGCUUGAAGAUAAUGGAAGUUUGGGUCACAACGCAAUACGAGGAUAACAUUGAGCAUUGAUUGGUUCUCAGGUUUGCUGUCUUCGGGUGCCACAGGAGCUGUGUGAACAAGCUACGCAGACGCCAAGUUUACAAUGCUACUUUGGGCUUGUUAUUGUGUGGUCAUUGCCACUGUAGGAGGACUUGUUCCAUGCUUCUGAUCAUCUCAAAUGUGAAUUUUCAUUUUCAUCAUUUAGUCCACAUCAAGUCAAAGUAAUGUCAUGCCUGUGUUCUUCACGUACGCAACAUUUUGACCACCUGUCUCAACGGACCUGAUCUCAAACCUUCUGUCCUCGUGCAAUUUCAGGGAAUUUGGUAUCAUCUUCUAAAUGAAACCAAUGAAUGGCUCUUUGAGUGAACUAAAAAUGCAUUCAACCCAAACCACUGAAAGAAAACGGAGUACCCAAGGCAAGCAUAAAUUAUACCCAGCUUGGGACAACAGUGUGCAAACUUUAUUUGCGGAGUUUGGAAUAGCAAAGGAAUUCUCAAGGAUGGAAAGUCACCUGGACAGCAAAUCCUGAGUAGGCAAAACUGCUCCUUCUCUAUGGAUUAGACAGCCUUGGGUUGGGAUAAUCGGUCCCCUGGUCCUCUUACUCAUCAUCCCAUCCUUCCAUAAGGCUCACUGGCGUCCAUCACCUGAACUGAAGUCCUAGAAUUCAACAAGAAACUAUAAGCCUCCAACUGAUCCCAGAAUGGAAACUGAGAACUAGAUAUAGGAACAACAGCUUGUAGGAUGUUACCAUUCUUGAUCGAUAACAUAUUUGUGCUUAGGUAAAAAUGGAACAAUGGUAGAAAUACUUAUUUGGAAAUCAGGAUCCUUCGUUUGAAUUGUGUUUCUGCCACAUGAUCCAGUCUUGGACAUGUCUUUUACUCUCUUUGGGCUUUGGUUACCUUUUCUUCAAUACCCAUGUAGCUCUAAAAUUGAACUAUAGAAGAAGAGAAAAGAGGCCCAACUCCUAUAUCUGUACUGUAAAUGAGAUUAUCUUCAACUCUUCCAUUAUCAACCCAUGCCUAAUACCAAAAUACCCAUGGGUGCCAUCCUUAGUAUAUAUCUUAAUGUUCAGUUUUUAAGACAAUAAUUUAUUUUAAGAGUAAAUACAAAUGAGAUUACAGAGUAUUAACAGCUAUUGUUUUUCUUUCUGCAUUUAAUCUAGAACUAAGGACUUACUUCUUUUUCUCAGAAACAGAACAAUUUGACCGUGAGAUUAAUUAAAAGAAAGUGAUGCUUGGCUAUUCUUACAAUAGCAGCUAGUCCUAAACCCGAUGCCUGUACUGGCCUAGCGUUCCAUCCACACUUUAGGUAGGUACACUACGCCCUGCUUUCCUCUGAGAGGUGUUUCCUCCAGAAGGAAUGCCUUGCCGCUGUGUGUGUGUGUGUCAGCACUCUCUGCACAUGAAGUUACAUCACGCCGAAGGGUGGGGAGUGACGGCCCCACCCAGUGACUCCUACAGCCCCACCCAGAAAGCAACCUCUUCCCGAGCAUUUCAAAAAGAUGGAGAUUUUUUGCCUAGGAGAUGUUGG